GGGCCGCGGGGGCCUCUCCCCGUCGUCUGUCCGGAGCUGCGAGGAGCAGCAGGAGGAGGAGGAGCCGGGCGGCGCGCCCCGGCGGAGGCCUGGUGCGAUCGCUGAGGGCCGCGGGCCUGGCAGCGCCGCCGCCAUGGAGUCCUGAGGCCUCCGCCAGCCGAGUCUGCCCGAGGCCGCGGGGCCUGGCCAUGGCGGAGCGCCGCGGCCUCUGAGCGCCGCCGGCCCGCUCGAGCUCAGCCCGCGCUGCGUGCCGCGGCCCCCUCGGGGUCCUUCCCCGUCCCCCCGCCCGCCCUAACCGGCGCCGCGGCCGCCGUUGACGCCGCCGUCGCGGAGCGGGCGCCGCCUGGGCCCGACCAUGUCGUGCGUGCACUACAAGUUCUCCUCCAAGCUCAACUAUGAUACGGUCACCUUCGACGGCCUCCACAUCUCCUUGUGCGACCUGAAGCGCCAGAUCAUGGGCCGCGAGAAGCUGAAGGCGGCGGACUGCGACCUGCAGAUCACCAACGCCCAGACCAAAGAAGAAUACACGGAUGAUAGUGCUCUGAUUCCGAAGAACUCCUCAGUAAUUGUUAGACGAAUACCUAUUGGAGGAGUUAAAGCUACCAGCAAAACAUAUGUUAUGACUCCUAAAUCGCACAAAAUCCUAGAAACUUCUUUCAGAAGUCGAACUGAGCCAGUGAGUGGAACAUCAAAAGCAAUUGAUGACUCUUCUGCAUCUAUUUCUCUGGCCCAGCUUACUAAGACUGCCAAUCUGGCUGAAGCCAAUGCUUCCGAAGAAGAUAAAAUAAAAGCUAUGAUGACACAGUCUGGCCAUGAAUAUGAUCCAAUCAAUUACAUGAAGAAACCCUUGGGUCCACCUCCACCAUCCUACACUUGUUUUCGGUGUGGAAAACCUGGCCACUACAUAAAGAACUGCCCAACAAAUGGGGACAAAAAUUUUGAGUCUGUGCCCAGAAUUAAAAAGAGCACAGGGAUUCCCAGGAGCUUCAUGAUGGAGGUUAAAGACCCCAACACAAAGGGGGCCAUGCUGACCAACACCGGGAAAUACGCCAUCCCCACCAUCGAUGCGGAAGCUUAUGCUAUUGGAAAGAAGGAAAAGCCUCCCUUCUUACCAGAGGAACCGUCCUCCUCCUCAGAAGAAGAUGAUCCUAUUCCAGAUGAGUUGUUAUGUCUGAUUUGUAAAGAUAUAAUGACUGAUGCAGUUGUUAUUCCCUGCUGUGGAAACAGUUACUGUGAUGAAUGUAUUAGAACUGCAUUACUGGAGUCUGAGGAGCAUACCUGCCCAACUUGUCAUCAAACUGAUGUUUCUCCUGAUGCAUUAAUUGCCAACAAGUUCCUGCGGCAGGCUGUGAAUAACUUCAAAAAUGAGACUGGCUACACAAAAAGGCUCCGUAAGCAGGUUCAGCAGCAACAGCAGCAGCAGCAGCAGCCACCACCUCCACCACCUCCACCACCUCCACCACCCCUCAUGAGGCAAACAAUAACACGCAACCUCCAGCCUCUACUCCGGCCAGCCCUUCCCAGACAGCAGGAUCCCCUGAUGAUACCAUUGGCUUCUCUGGCUUCUCGUUCUGCUUUGUCAUCCCUGGGCCCUGGCCCAGGACCUGGGCUGCCAGUAAAUCCCUCUUCUGUCCUUGUCUCUGAUCUCCCUCCAGCAGUGUCCCUGUCUCUGCGGGAAAAGCCCGAUGGGCCCUUCCGUGAUCCCGAUGCUCUCUUACCCCCUGCUGCUCUCGUGUCUGCUGCUGAACUUUCUAAAUCUUCCCCUCUGUCAAUCACCAGUUUGUUGGAAGAGAAGGGCUAUCAGGUUCCUGUGCUGAGACAACCAGCAUUACCGAGUCUUCUGGGCCCUCAAGGACAAUCAAUACCCACAACUGGUCAUCCAAUGAGAGCUGGUGCCAUUCGCUCAGCAGGUGGCAGACCAGGCUGGGAGCUUGCAAACCGCGGGCGCCCUCACAGUGACCGUGCCCAGAGGACUCAGGCCCCGUCUCUGCCUGCCUCAGCUCCCGUCUUUGUGCCUGUGCCUCCACCUCCCCUCUACCCUCCACCACCCCAUGCACUUCCUCUUCCUCCGGGGGUGCCACCACCACAGUUUCCUCCUCAGUUUCCACCUGGUCAGCCUCCAUCUGCUGGGUACCCUGUUCCCCCUCCUGGAUACCCCCCAGCUCCUGCAAACAUGUCAUCAGCUUGGGUACCCGCAGCAGUACCAGCAGCUCACUCAAACACCAUCCCAACGACCCAAGCACCUCCUUUAUCUAGGGAGGAGUUUUACAGAGAGCAGCGGAGGCUCAAAGAGGAGGAAAAGAAAAAGUCCAAACUUGAUGAGUUUACAAAUGAUUUUGCUAAGGAAUUGAUGGAAUAUAAAAAGAUUCAAAAGGAGCGUAGGCGUUCGUUUUCCAGGUCCAAGUCUCCCUAUAGUGCAUCAUCUUAUUCUAGAAGCUCCUAUACCUACUCCAAGUCAAGAUCAGGUUCCUCCCGCUCCCGCUCCUACUCCCGCUCCUUCAGCCGCUCCCAUUCCCGCUCCUAUUCCCGCUCACCUCCCUACCCCAGGAGAGGCAAAGCCAAGAGCCGCAGCUACCGCUCCCGCUCCCGCUCACACGGGUACCACCGCUCCCGCUCCAGGUCACCCCCGUACCGCCGCUACCACUCGCGCUCACGCUCCCCAGUGUUCCGGGGACAGUCUCCCACCAAACGGACUCUACCUCAAGGAGAGGGAGAACGGGAAUACUUCAACAGGUUCCGAGAGGUCCCGCCCUACGACGUGAAAGCUUACUACGGCAGGUCUGUCGACUUCAGAGAUCCCUUCGAAAAGGAGAGGUACAGAGAGUGGGAGAGGAACUACAGGGAAUGGUACGAAAAGUUUUACAAGGGCUACGCCGUGGGUGCUCAGCCUCGGCCCCCCGUAGCCAGGGAGAACUUUUCCCCGGAUAGGUUUGGUCCGCCCGGGACCAGACGAGAAAACUCACCCUAUGCUCGGGGCCGCCGGGAGGAAUAUCCCGGAGGGCAAAGCCACAGGAAUCGUAACGUAGCUGGAAAUUAUCCCGAGAAACAAUCCGGGAGAGAGGGCCAUGGCAUCAAAGAUCCCACGAAAUCAAAAGAGAAGGAGGUGGAAAAUCCACUGGGUGACGGCAAAGGCAAUAAACAUAAAAAACACAGGAAGAGGAGGAAAGGAGAUGAGAAUGAAGGAUUUCCCAGUGCGGAGCUGUUGGAAGGUGCCAGAAAGCCCAGAGAGCCAGGCACGGCAGAAGAUGUUAAAGCAGACUCUCUGUUCAUGCUGCCAAGCAGAGAUGAUGCCACCCCGGUGAGAGACGAGCCCAUGGAAGCAGAUUCCAUUUCUUUCAAACCAGUGUCAGAAAAGGAGAAAAAGGAGAAGGAUAAGCCAAAAGCAAAGACUGACAAGACAAAGCGGAAAGCAGACGUGGCUGUUCCCCCUAAAAAAGACAGCACAGUAAAACCAGCAAAGGCCUCCCAGGAGAAGGCAGACACUGACCGUGAAAAAUCCCCUCGAACAGAACCCCCUGUGAAAAAAGUGAAGGAGGAGUUGCCAAAAACAGAGAGUGCUAAAACAUCUUCCUCUCAAAAGGAUGAGAAGGCUCUUGGUACCCCACGGAAAGCUCACCCCAAAGUGGCAAAAGAUCACCCAGAAACUAGACCAGCCAAGGAGGAAAAGGCAAAGAAAGAGCAUCCAAAAGAAGCCAAGUCAGAGAAGCCCUCCAACAAAGAGGACAAGUCAAAGAAACCUACUGAAAAAAGCAAGCCUUCUGAUACAAAACCCGAAAAAAGAAAAAGAAAAGCAGAUGAAAAGGUUGAUAAAGAACACGAAGCCACUUCCACAAAGGCCUCUAAACCAGAAACUGCUGAAUCUAAAACAUCACCGAAGGGAAAGACUGAGCCUGAUGGUGAGAAAGGAGAACGAACUCCAGAGAAGGACAAAUCUGGUUUACUUAACCCUGCAAAAAAGAUUAAACUUAACCGAGAAACUGGUAAAAAGAUUGUGAGUGGAGAAAACGUGCCACCUGCAAAAGAACAUGUGGAGAAACCUGAGCCAAGCAGCAGCAAAGCUAAGCAAGAAAAAGCAAAGGGAAAAGUGAGAAGAAAAGUCACAGCAGCUGACGGGUCCAGUUCAACUCUUGUAGAUUAUACCAGCACAAGUUCCACUGGAGGAAGCCCCAUUAAAAAGACUGAAGAAAAGACAGAUACAAAACGAACGGUCAUUAAGACCCUGGAGGAGUACAAUAAUGAUAUAACAGCCCCUGCUGAAGAUGUCAUUAUUAUGAUCCAGGUUCCUCAGUCAAAGUGGGAUAAAGAUGACUUUGAGUCUGAAGAGGAAGACAUUAAAACUCCCCAGGUACCUCCAACUGUAGGAAAACCUGCCAGUGUUAUCAAAAAUGUCAGUGCUAAGGCACCAAACCCCGUAAAACACACUGAAAAAGAGGUGGAGCCUUUGGAGAAAACACUGAAAACCACAAAAGAGUCAAGUUAUGAAAGCUCUCAGCAUGACACAAAAAGUUCAAAAAGUUCUCUGUCAAAUGAGAAAGGAAAAACCAAAGACCGUGAUCAUUCUCUGUUAGACAAGGACACUUCUGAGAAGAGGAAGAGCAGUGCUCAGCCGGAAAAGGACCACUUGGAACGUGGAACUGAGCAAGGAAAUGGAAAAAAUACUUCCCAAUCUUCCAAAGAAAGCAGGUCUGAGAAACAUGAUACUGGCCGUGGAUCCACAGCUAAAGACUUCACUCCUAACAGAGACAAAAAAUCUGACCACGAUGGCACCAGAGAGCAUUCUAGUUCCAAGCGUAGAGAGGAAAAGAGUGAAGCAGCCAGGAGGAAAGAUUCCCCUUCUCGAAACAGGGAAUCUGCAUCAGUCCAGAAGAGCAAGCCCAGGGAGGAGCGAGCAGAGCCAUCCAAAAAGGGAGCUGGAGAUGCCAAAAGGAGCAGCUACAGCCCCCCACGGGAGAGAAAGCAGGCAGAGCACAAAGCUGCCCACGAGGCCAAGCGUACCUCGGAGGAGCACAAACCUCUGGAUAAAAAUGCAGGAAAAGAGAAAGAAAAAGAGAAAGAGAAAGAAAAAGAGAAAGAGAAAGAAAAAGAGAAAGAGAAAGAGAAAGAAAAAGAAAAGGAGAAAGAAAAAGAGAAAGACAAGCCUGUGCCAGAAGUAAAGAGCAUUAAAGAGAAAGAGCCAACUGUUAGCAAACCACCACCUUUGAAACCAGAAUCCCCAGAGGUAAAAGCUGAGAAGGAGAACGGGGCUGAUAAGAGUGUGGCCAAGGCCAAGGCUCAGCUCAGCAGCGCCUCCCGCCUCUCCUCGGACCUGACACGAGAGACUGAUGAGGCUGCAUUUGUACCAGACUACAACGAGAGUGACAGUGAGAGUAAUGUGUCUGCAAAAGAGGAGGAAGCUGCGGGGAAAAACCCCAAGGAAGUGAAAGAGAAGCCCCUUGGUGAUAAGGUGAAGGAGGAAGGGGCAGCCCCAGCUGCGGAGGAGCAGCCUGAAGCCAGCAGGAGUCAGAGUCAGAGCAGCCCCAGCGUCAGCCGCAGCCGGAGCCAGAGCCCCUCUGAGAGUCAGACUCGAAGCCACAGCAGCAGUGCCAGCUCAGGAGAGAGUCAAGACAGCAAGAAAAAGAAAAAGAAAAAGGAGAAGAAGAAGCACAAGAAGCAUAAGAAACACAAGAAGCAUAAGAAACACGUGGGAACCGAAACGGAAUUGGAAAAGAGCCAAAAACACAAACACAAGAAGAAAAAAUCAAAGAAGAGCAAAGAUAAAGAGAAAGAUGACCAAAAAGUGAAAUCUGUCACCACAUGAAAUGACAGAUGAUUAAAAAAUGACUUAAUUCCUAAGUCAUCUGUAUUAAAUUUUGUUAAAAUGUAAACGAAUUCAAGCGUUGUAAAUAAUGAAAUGGAAGACCCUGUGCUGCACUUAAAAUAUUGCUGCUUGAUUAUUUGAUUUUUACAUCAGAGCUUUAUAAAAGUGAACAUUUUGUACAGAAUUGUGAGUUGUGACCAUGUAACAUGAAAGGUUUUGCUGGGGCAUCUUAUUUUUAACCACCAUUAAUUAGUUUGGGUGGAGUCUACUGUACUGUGAAAAUUUUCACAUUUGGAUUUUUUUUUUAAUUGCCUGGCAGAAGAAGCUGGUAUCAGUUAUAAAAUAUCAGCAGAAUGAUUUGCAGAAUACAUUACAGCCCUGUUAUGUCACUUUUUGAUUACAAUAAAAGGUUUUCAGUAAACUA
Molecule: messenger RNA, 6221 nt
Organism: Calypte anna (Anna's hummingbird)
Lineage: Eukaryota; Metazoa; Chordata; Aves; Apodiformes; Trochilidae
Gene: RBBP6
Product: RB binding protein 6, ubiquitin ligase
Exons: 18
Coding region: 356-5797 (1813 amino acids)
Biological process (GO): mRNA processing; ubiquitin-dependent protein catabolic process; protein ubiquitination
Cellular component (GO): nucleus
Molecular function (GO): zinc ion binding; nucleic acid binding; ubiquitin protein ligase activity
Source: RefSeq, a predicted model, not a curated record